AUGUUCACUUGCGUUAGAAAAAUAGAUGAAAGCUUCACUUCUGCGCACGUAUCUGCAAGAGCUACGAUACAACAUAACAUUUCGUAAGACAAAUGUCCCAUGAAACGAAUAAAAAGAAAAAAGAAAGAAAGAAAGAAAGAAAAGGAAAGAGAGAAAGAAAGACACUUUGUCCCGAUAUCCUACAUCUGUACAAUAUUGACAAAAUUUUCUAAAGCUUCUCCGAGUUUCGUGAAGUUUGUCAAAGUGGGCUAGCUACUUUAAUCGAAAAGUCGCCGGCGAAAGGAGAUCAUACGCGGUAGGUAGGUAGGUACUCCGAGAUUCUUUCGCGAGGCAGAAAACGCAUUCUUUUGUGCCAAGUAACUCCCCUUUUGUUCACUCGGCUCUCGUUUUCUCGUUGCAGUAUAACAUAAAGAAGCGGGAAGAGGUGCAAGAAGCGACCCAAGAAGAGCCGAAUCCUUUGAUGCGCAAGAAAAAGACGCCGGAGGAAUUGGCCGCGGAAGCCGAGGCGGAAGACGAGGACGAGAUUACAAGUAUGUACACGGAGUCAAUUGCAUUCGCUCAUCACACUCGGUACACACGACCCUCCGCCAAGAGGUUGAGGCCAGUGAAGUCCACAUGGCGCAGGGUUAAGAACGAACGAGAGAUGUAA
Molecule: messenger RNA, 649 nt
Organism: Heterotrigona itama
Lineage: Eukaryota; Metazoa; Arthropoda; Insecta; Hymenoptera; Apidae
Source: the annotation of a GenBank genome assembly